This is a messenger RNA of Lytechinus variegatus (green sea urchin), 2850 nucleotides long. Its product is annotated as homeobox protein DLL homolog. Gene Ontology annotation, molecular function: DNA-binding transcription factor activity, RNA polymerase II-specific; RNA polymerase II cis-regulatory region sequence-specific DNA binding. Bases 1321 to 2547 code for a protein of 408 amino acids. The record is from RefSeq and is a predicted model, not a curated record. Lineage: Eukaryota; Metazoa; Echinodermata; Echinoidea; Temnopleuroida; Toxopneustidae. The transcript has 3 exons. Gene Ontology annotation, biological process: regulation of transcription by RNA polymerase II.
AAUUUAAAAAAAACUGCAAUACCCUUCAUUAUAAUAGGACGAUUAAACGAGGUGAACUGUUGAUUAAAGAUUGUGUUAAACUCACUAUAUUAUAAAAAAACAGUUACUAAAAGCUGGGGAAAACAUCCAAAGGCUUUGGUCUUUUGUUCAUCUACGUUUAACGUUAAUUUUACACAUAAUAGUAGUCAUUCAACCAAAUAAUUCAAAUUCUGGUCACAAUAACACGAUUGAAAAGCAUCCAUGCUAAACGCUUUACAAAGUAAACGAGCUUUAUCGCUCAAGGGUUGAUGUAUGAUGGUGGUAGAUUUUAUUUUAACUUAAUAAAAGGCAAACUAAAGUGAAAGUCAGUUCAACUGUAGCUUUUAUCACUGUGUUGUUGUUAAAAGUUAUUUUUGUGAAGAGCGUGUGUAUAUCAUCUAUAGUCUGGGAGAAGGGUCAUGAAAGACUGCGAGGGUGGCGAAUGACCAUCUUUGGCGCCUCUGGUAUUUUCUUGCAGUGGUCAGUGUUGUCCACGCGGCUUUGUCUCUGGCCUCGACCACUUCUAUUCUCAGCUUAGUCCCUUGCUACCAAUCUUUUGUCACUGGGUUGUAUAGUGGAGAGGGUUGGGUGACGCGAUGAGGGUGGCCGACCAGUAUUUCAAAGCCUCACGUUGGUUUGAAACCAUUGCAAACGACGGCUACGAAGCCUCUCUCGUCUGAGAAACAAAAAACACAUUUUCCGCCCGACGGACGUAAACUAACGCCAUGACGUAACCAGCAGCAUUUUGGACAAAAGCUAUCGAAACAUGACGAAGUGUAGCAUUUCGAGAAACUUCAUGUCUCUGAAAACCAGCGAAUAAUUUUAUUCCAUUAAUAUUUUCUUUACAUAGAUAAAAAACCGCAUGACUUUUUUUCGAUAUUAUAACUUGAUUGGAUGAAUUAAGUGUUAAGCUCAACAUUAUUAUUCUGAUAUCGGGGCCUUUUUCAUUUCUUGCCCCGCUGUUACACUGACUCUAAAUCGCUCCUUUAUGAAAAUGAUUUAUUUUUCAUCAAAUCUAUUUUGAUUUUUUUUUUACUUAUUGCAUAUGAAUCAUCAAUAUUAAUCUACCACACACAAGGUUUGGUCUUGAACUAGACUCAACAGCAGUUCGUUCGCACAGUUGAUUACAUCGGAUUGUUUGGAAGAACAAGGAUGAACAGUAUGUGGAGACUUUUCUUCUAGAACUUCAAAAAUCGCUGAUAAAUCUCCAAUAUUUCUUUGUCAUGCUACGUUUGUUUUGAUAACUUGGAAUUUGAAUGUAUUUUCCCUGACAAAGCCAGUCGGUUGUUCUAUCCUACAUUGAUGUAUUCGUUUGACGUUGGAAAGAUGAAUUCUAUGCUAGAUGGAUAUGGCGACUACCAGCAUAUAUCAUCUCGGUCUGCCUUUACAGAGAUCCAGCACCAGGCAGCAAUGCCUUAUCAUCACGCUACCGGGACGGGGGCGCCGUCCCACUACCCCCGUCCAAUGCCUUACGGUGCAGCGACAAGAAGACCCAUGACGAACUCUAGCGCUGCCGAUACUCACCCGUCUCUGAGCGGGAUGGGUCCGAUGGGUCAGACAAGGCAUUACGGCUAUCAUUUCAUGAACUCUCCUAUCGCCGGACAUCCUCCAAUAUACGAUCAUCCUGAUCAAAUCACAUCAUUAUCAUCAAAAGAAGGUUUAUUAGAUCAUAAGAAUGAGAGUGAAACGUCGAUUGAGACCAAACUGAGUUUAAGGGGAAAGAAACUAAGAAAACCUCGAACGAUCUAUACCAGCUUACAACUGCAACAGCUCAAUCAAAGGUUCCACCAGACUCAGUACUUAGCCUUACCGGAGCGAGCCGAGCUAGCUGCAUCGCUUGGUCUCACUCAAACUCAAGUGAAGAUAUGGUUUCAAAAUCGACGCUCGAAAUAUAAAAAGAUAUUGAAACAGCAAAACCAAUCCAACAACAACAAUAAUACGUCGCACCCCGAGAUGAGCCAACAGGUUCCUCAAAGCCAGCCACAACACGAUAUCCAGACACCACCUACUACCCCACAUACUAGACAACAACAAUUACCACCUCAGCCACCUCAACAGACUCAAGAUGCGCCACCACACCAGCAUCAACCGUCCACACCCAUGGGGCAUGUUGACAUGCAUAAAGCCUCCCCGCCGCUCGCCCAAGCGGCACAGCAUGCUACGCACCAUCUCAAUCAACAGCAUCACAUGACCAUGAAUCAUCCACUCAGUCCCCCCGGUGUGUCGGCGAGCAUGCCUUCAGCGGUCCGGUGGGAGGCCGCAGACUCGGGUCGCAGCAGCGGAGGUAGCAUCGCGGGAAAUGCCAUUAGCGUCGGAAAUAGUGGUCAUCCGGGAAUGGACAUGUCUGUCCAUUCGAGAGAUAAUUAUUAUCCGUCACAUGCAUCGCAACAUUCGUCUACACCCCACCCUUAUUCACAUCAUCAUCACCACCACCACCAUCCCCACCCCCAAUACCCUAGCUGGUAUGGUCAAGACGUGGAUCCACGUUCGCAAUACCAGGGCGUGGCACCUAUGGCGCCGCAUAUAUAACGCCAUUUUCUCUACAUAAUACAACCAUCAGGGAAAUAUGUGGUUUCAGACAUUCUUUUUCACAGUUAUGAUAAGCAUUUGGAAUCGAGUUUAAAUCUAAAGCUGUGCAAUUUAUGCGGUAUUGACACUGAGAAUGGACAUUUGGAUAUACUAAGAGACGCACGAUCACCUAAGUAUUGUACAGAGGCUAUCUCACAUCGUGACAGACAACAAAUUAAUUUGUGUUUGAAACGAUAUGCACGCACAUGUCAUGAUUGAAAACCUGGUUUUAAUGUUGCAAAAUAUUGCUGAUAACGGAUGUGU